AUCUUUGGAAUUGAAUCCAUUAUGGGGAAUGCCUCCCAAUGGCCCCUCCUGUUAGGUUUCACUCUGCUGCCGGCUAUGCUGCAGUGUGCCCUGCUGCCCCUCUGCCCCGAGAGCCCCCGCUACCUCCUCAUCAACUGCAACGAGGAGAGCAAAGCACACAGCAUCUUGGUGAAGCUGCGGGGCACUGAGGACGUGAGUGAGGACAUGCAAGAGAUGAAGGAGGAGAGCCAGCAGAUGAUGAGGGAGAAGACGGUGACCAUCCCUGAGCUGUUCCGCUCGCCCAUGUACCGCCAGCCCAUCUUUGUUGCCAUCAUGCUGCAGCUCUCCCAGCAGCUGUCUGGAAUCAAUGCUGUGUUUUACUACUCAACUGGGAUCUUUGAGCGAGCAGGAGUGUCCCAGCCCGUCUAUGCAACCAUUGGUGCAGGAGUGGUCAACACUGCCUUCACUGUGGUUUCU
Molecule: messenger RNA, 456 nt
Organism: Plectropomus leopardus (leopard coralgrouper)
Lineage: Eukaryota; Metazoa; Chordata; Actinopteri; Perciformes; Serranidae
Source: RefSeq, a predicted model, not a curated record